This is a messenger RNA of Rubroshorea leprosula, 1201 nucleotides long. The record is from the annotation of a GenBank genome assembly. Lineage: Eukaryota; Viridiplantae; Streptophyta; Magnoliopsida; Malvales; Dipterocarpaceae.
UCACUUCUCCAAUCAGUGGAGAUGGCGAUGCAUCUGCAUUUUGUUGCGGUGCUGCUGGUUAGCAUCAUAGGUUUCAUCUCUGUUUUGAGAUCAUUCAUCGGUUUCUUCAACUGGGUAUGGUUCAUGUUUCUCCGACCCCCGAAGAAUCUAAGAACUUACGGGUCAUGGGCAGUAGUCACCGGCCCUACAGACGGAAUCGGGAAAGCCCUUGCCUUUGAUCUUGCAUCCGAAGGUCUCAACUUACUCUUGGUGGGUCGAGACCCUUCAAAACUCGAAUCCACCUCCGAGGAGAUUCGUAGACGAUGCGGUGGCGAAAUUGAAAUCAAAACCGUCGUCCCCGACUUGGCCAAGUAUACCGGAGAGGAGAUAUCGAGGAAAAUAGGGGAUGCAAUAGGAGGACUUGAUAUUGGGAUUCUGAUCAACAACGCCGGUGUGGCCUACCCUUACGAGAGGUUCCUUCAUGAGGUGGAUUCGGAGCUGACGCAGAGUGUUAUACAGGUGAAUGUAGAGGCGGUUACCUGGAUUACCAGAGCAGUUCUACCGGUCAUGCUGAAGAAAAAGAAAGGGGCAAUAGUCAAUAUCGGGUCUGGCACCGCCGAUGACAUCAUUUCAUUCCCUUUAUGCGCCAUUUAUGCUGCUACCAAAGCGUACCUAGCAAUGUUUUCAAAAUCAAUUAGCUUGGAGUAUAAGAAAAACGGAAUUGACAUCCAAUGUCAGGUACCAUUCUAUGUGGCAACAAAGAUGUCAAGGCGAAGAACCAGCUCGUUGUUCGUCGCAUCACCAGAGGGGUAUAGCAGAGCAAGCAUAAAACAGAUUGGGUAUGAACCUCUGUGCAUCCCGUUCUGGUCACAUUCUGUGCAGUGGUUCGUCCUGCGUGCACUGUCAGGCAAACAGUUGGAUUACUUCAUUUUCAAGGACUUUCUUGACCAACGGAAGAAAGGACUGGCAAAUGACCGCAUCAAAGACAAGGUGAAGCAGUAGAAAGCGUUAAGGAACAUUGAUUAAGUAUUAGUCACCGGAAGAGGAUAUAUAUGGUUUGAGUAUUGGCGUUAUAUAUAUAUCUUAUCUAUGGAGACAUCAAUAAAUGUUACGUGAAUGUACUUGAAUCUUCUUGGAAACCUUCUUAGGCUGCACUUACGCCCUGUUCCCUCUGUUGUUUCCUCAUUCGAAUAAGUUGUUUUAAUGAAGAACUUGUUUAUGC